Neltuma alba is the source of this 4734-nucleotide messenger RNA. RefSeq names its product putative pentatricopeptide repeat-containing protein At5g08310, mitochondrial. The record is from RefSeq and is a predicted model, not a curated record. The transcript is spliced from 9 exons. NCBI's taxonomy places the organism in Eukaryota, Viridiplantae, Streptophyta, Magnoliopsida, Fabales, Fabaceae. Bases 740 to 3280 code for a protein of 846 amino acids. Gene Ontology annotation, molecular function: mRNA binding; protein binding.
ACACCACUUACCCUGCGAGCUGCGUUUUAUCAUUUGCUGGAAACGACUGCACUUACCGGCGGCGGAGGCGCAGUGGAUAGUAAAUUCAGCGGAGAGCCGCUGAGCCCGAUGUGUACAACGGCGUAUCUUUGGUCGAAAAGAGGACUUCGGUUUUUCCCGACUCGACUCAUGUCGUCGUUGGUGCGAACUUGUCCUGCAAGUGUUGACAUCGCAGGUUGAGAGACUCGACGGGGAACAGGAGGACGACGCCGUCGACGGGACUCCAAUAACUGAACUCAAAAUGAGUUUUUUUUUCCCUUGCCUGGUUUCGGUUGCAGUUCGAGUGUGAUAUAGAUUAUUAUCAAAUAAUGGGCACUCCGUCGUCGGAAAAUGCUGUCUCAUCCCUGCCACUUUUGAUUCCCGAGAAUUCGAACCAAACGUCUUACGCUUCUGAAACCUCUCUCCUUUCCUUCUCAUUCCCUCAAGUUUCAGCAAGCCAAACGGUUUCUUCCACUGUCGUGCUCCGUUAUGCUUCUUCUCUCUAGCCGCACCGACGAAUGGGGUUUCAUAAAACGGACGAGUCGUGAAAGACGCACUUUAUUGGAAGUUCUUCAGAAGCAGAAAAAGGCAGUUAGCUCUUUCUUCACUUUAUAAAUCUGUGCCGGAUGAUUUACCACAAUUCCUGAAGCUGCUGAUGAGAUACUGGAAAAUCUGGGGAAGGACAGGAAAUUCUUUUUAUACUUGUUCUCUCUAGUCUCUCAUGGCUUUACUAUCAAGUCUAAUAGGGACUCCUCAAUUCAAUGGUAAACUCUUCAAGCCUGGUGCUCUAUGCUCUCUCAUGUCCUUAAAGAUCGUCUAUUAUUCCACCACUCACUCUCAUAUUCCGUCUGUGGAACCCUCAUCUUGCUCUCCUGACAAUGCCAAAGAUGUCGUGGAUUCCCUUAUUUCCAUCUUUACCAAACAGCCGUUGACACCCAACAGUCCUAGAUUAAAUCAGCUUGCUCCUAGAAUCACCACUCAAGUGGUCGAAUCUGUACUGAAAGGUCUCAGGAGUUGGAAAAUAGCUCAGAUGUUUUUCAAUUGGGCCUCAGAUCAACAUGGAUAUAAGCAUAAUUGCUACACCUACAACACCAUGGCAUCCAUCUUGUCUGGCAUGCACCAAAUUUAUCCUCUAAAAGUAUUGAUUAAGGAUAUUUUGAAUUCACAUUGUUCAUUUACCCCUGGUGCAUUGGGUUUCUUAAUUAGAUGUUUGGGGAGCGUUGGAUUAGUCCAGGAAGCUAGUGAAUUGUUUGAUGAAAUCAAGUUAAUGGGUCUUUGUUUUCCCAAUAUUUAUAGCUACAAUUGUUUACUGGAAGUUAUAGCCAAGUCUGGCUCAAUAGAUAUGAUGGAAAUGAGGCUGAAAGAGAUGAAAAAGUUGGGGUGGCAAUUUGAUAAACACACAUUGACUGCAAUCAUGCAUGCUUGUUGCAAUCAUGGGAGGUUCGGAGUAGCUUUGAAUGUUUUUAAUGCAAUGCACGAGAGGGGUUGGGUGGAUGCACGCAUUUAUUCUAUGCUGAUAGUUUCUUUUAGUAAAUGGGGCAAGGUGGAUAAGGCAUUUGAGUUAUUGGAAAGAAUGGAAAGCCUAGAUAUCAAAUUGAAUGAGAAGACGUUUUGCAUUUUGAUUCAUGGGUUCGUGAAGGAGUCCCACGUUGAUAAGGCCCUCCAAUUGCUUGGUAAAAUGCGGAAAGCCGGUUUCAUUGCUGCUGUUUCUGUUUAUGAUGCUCUGAUCGGAGGACUAUGCAAGAACAAGAAGAUUGACAAAGCUUUAUGCUUGUACUCAGAAAUGAAGGAACUUGAUAUCCGACCUGAUGCUGGAAUCCUCACCAAAUUGUUAUCAUGUUCUUCAGAUAAAAGUAUAAUUAUGAAGUUACUUGAAGAAAUUCCUGAAGGUGUGAAUACUAAAAUUCUUCUUUUGUUAUAUAACGCUGCUUUAAAUGGUUAUUCAAGUGAUGGGUUGAUGGAUGAAGCUUGUCAUCUUCUUCAAUCAAUGAUUUGCAACAAAUCUGGUAUGGUUGAUCAGGUAGACAUGCCCUUCAAAGUGAAGAAAAUGAUUUUUCCUGAUUCCACUUCCUUUAGUAUUGUUAUCGAUGGCUUACUCAAAAAGGGUGGGUUGGACCUUGCCUUGGGCCUUUUCAAUGAUAUGCAAAGAAUUGCAUGUAGACCAAAUAUAUUAAUUUGUAACAAUUUGAUCAAUGAACUAUGCAAAGUCGAUAGAUUGGAUGAAAGCCUUAAGCUUUUGAGAGAGAUGAAAGAUUUAGGGGUCGAACCAACUCAUUUUACCUACAACUCUAUAUAUGGUUGCUUUUGUCAAAGAAAAGAUGUAUCUGGAGCCAUCGCUAUACUGAGGGAGAUGCGUGCUUGUGGCCAUGAUCCUUGGAUAAAAUACACUACCCUUCUUGUAAGGGAGCUUUGUGUGCACAAGAUGUCACUAGAAGCAUGCCACUUCCUUAGCAACAUGGUUCAAGUAGGUUUCCUUCCUGAUAUAGUUUCCUAUACUGCAGCUAUACAGGGUUUGAUCAACAUUCAUGAAGUUGAUAAAGCAUUGGAAUUAUUCAGGGAUUUGUGUUCUCGUGGCUACUGCCCUGAUUUAGUUGCUUUUAACAUAUUGAUAAAUGGUCUGAGCAAGCUAAACAAACUAACAGAGGUUGAAAGUUUGCUGAAUGAGAUUGCUGAGAGAGGUCUUUUUCCUUCAGUUGCUACCUACAACAUGUUAAUAGACAGCAACUGCAAAAAUGGAUAUUUUGAUGAGGCUAUGCUGCUUUUUUCCAGGAUGUCAAGGGAAGGCAGGGAGCCCAGUGUUGUUACAUACACGACUAUGAUGGAUGGGUUAUGCAAAGCAGGAAAGCCUGAUGAUGCUCUCGUGGUCUGGAAUGAAAUGGGAAGAAAAGGCUGUAGGCCAAAUAGAAUUGCUUUUAUGGCACUUAUUCAUGGUCUUUGCAACUGCUGUAGGCCCACUGAAGCCCUCCAAUAUUUUCGUGAGAUGAAACAGAAAAAAUUGGUGGCCGACCAGUAUAUUCAUAUGGCAUUGCUAAGUGCUUUACUGUGUGAUCUUAAUUUUCCUGCAGCAUUUGAGAUUUUGAGAGAGAUCGUUGACAGAGGACUUUUCCCCCAAACACAUGAUGAAAGCUAUUUGAUUGUAAGAGAUGCAGUACAAAUAUUAUCUAAGGACGAGGGAACAUCAUCUGGCAUUCAAGCUCUUAUUGAAGAAGGAAAAAUUCCAAUAUCUUGCCUUUCAGUUGUUGGAAAUCAAGGUGUACCUUAGCUCAUUGUUAAGACAAAAGGAAGUUAAUAUUUUUCAGGUUCUAGCUAUGAGCUGAUGGAAGUAUUUUGGAUUUUGAAUGGAGACUUAUGCUUAUUGUACGAAUCUAUUAUGCUUCCUUAAUUCAGAGUCUGGAUCUUAGUGGGUCAUACGUUUCACGAUUUCAAUACUAGGGGGUUGAAGUUAUCUUCAAACGUAGAGGACUGUGGUGUUUUUUGGUUAUAGUGGGUUGCAAGAGAUGUUAAUAAAAGAUGAGGAUUUCCCCCUUCUAUUAUGGCCUCCCUGGGGCUUGCAGCUGUUGGUGUCUUUAGAAGGUUUGGGAUUUCAAACAACGUCAAUUUAAAUCCAGCUGGGAAAUGGGCAUUCGAUUGUCAAGAUCAAUUAACAUCGCCGUUACAAUGACUUUUGCCCAUGACUUUAUGUUCUUGUGUUUUAGAAUUGCUUUGAAAUUGAAUCUUCGUGGGGUGAUCAAUAUCCUUCAGGUUCGGUUACCAUUAUAGAUGAUUAAUGUUCUGAAUCUUAGACCUGUUUGAAGGUCACAUGGAUCGUAUGACAGUGUCCUUCGGUGAACUUGGUAUGUUAUCCUGGCACAAAUAGAUGCAAUGCAUGUUGAUGUCCCUAAGAGGGCAUUAUCAGGGUCCCCGUAGAUAUAAUAGCUACUGUUUAUUCUGAUAAAAGUGGUGUAUAUCUGUGAUGAGAUUCCUUGUGAUAAAUUUGUGUAGAACAUCUUUCUGAUAUAUAUAAAUAUAUAUAUUCAAUAUUUUACUGGAUCUUCUUGUGGUUAUUUGUGGUAGUCAAAAUUAAAAUUAUGAAGCUGAAGCUGGUUUUCCUUUUUUGGUUGGUCAUCAUGUCAUCGGAAAUCAAGAGAAAUGCCAUAAUAUCAAGACGAGGUGGAAAAGAGGUUGAGCAUAUCUGUCUCCUUUGCAGAUGAGUUUCAGGUCCAACGUUUUUAUGGGCCUGUGAAUGUUUCUAAACCCAAGGAUGCUGUGGGGUUUUCUACUCAAGGUAGACAUAUAGCUGAUCCAGUUAUAAUCUCAUUGCUGUCUAGAAGCCAGUGGCGAAGCUUGAUUAGUCUAGAUGUCAGAAUCUCUCCACAGCGCCCUUCUCGUGGUAACAUAUGUGUAAUAUUUGUGGAUUUUCCGUAUCAAAGGAUUAUCUGCAUCAACUUUGGAUUUGGAGCCUGGAAUGGUUAGAAUGCUUCAGCUCAUGGAUAAUGUUAAUCAGCUAGAACACAAGAUACCAGAGUUGAUUUGGAUAUAAUGGGUUCGGGAUUCUUUCAUCCAUGAGCUCCUCCAUAGUAAUAAUUGAGUUUCUAUGAGCUGUUUGAUUUGAAGGCAAAAUAAAUUAUUAGCUAUGUGACUAAUUUAAAGUGUUUAUAUUUUUUUUUUCCCUAAACUAAUUUGUCUGACUUAUAAACAGAUAAUAUAACAUAUGUUAUAAUUAAAUAUAUUUUUAGA